AUGGGUACUGGGGUCAAGGGGGAAGGAUCUGGGGACUCUGAUUUACGUCUGGAGGAUGCAUUGAAAGAAACUUCCUCAGUGAAGCAGAGAUGGGACCGUGGCACCACCACAACCAAGAGGCCAGGGACAACCAGAGCUCCAGCAAAGCCUGCAGAUGAUGAUUUUAACUUGGCUGAUGCCCUGGAUGACCGAAACGAUCGAGACGACAGCCGCAGGAAACCGAGCGCAGGAGGAGGUUUCUCAGACAAGGAUCUUGAAGACAUAUUAGGCGGUGGUGAAUACAAACCUGACAAAGGUGAUGGUCGGUAUGGCAGUGACGACUCUGAAUCUGGAGUGUCGGCCGAGGCGGGCACCAUCGCGGGUGUGGCCAGCGCCCUGGCCAUGGCCCUGAUCGGCGCGGUCUCCAGCUACAUCUCCUACCAGCAGAAGAAGUUCUGCUUCAGCAUCCAGCAUGCAGCAGCAGGUCAAGAGGGUCUGAAUGCAGACUACGUGAAGGGCGAGAACCUGGAAGCCGUUGUGUGUGAGGAGCCCCAAGUGAAAUACUUAACGCUACAAACGCAGUCUGCAGAGCCGCCGCCCCCCGAAGCACCGCGGAUCUGAGGGCCACUGCUCGUGACCAGCUCCUUAUUUCAUUUGGACCCACAGCUGCCCUACUGCUUUUCUGACGUCAUCAGCUUCUCAUUCUAACUUUUCCGGAUGAGCUCGGGGUGUGUGUGAGUUUGGUUUCUGUGCCUGCCCUGCCACAGAGGUUCUGAAGAGACUUGGUGUUGAAUCCGAGACCUACUCUGGCAGAAAGCCAGCACCGGCCUUGGAGCCGUGGGGUCGCUGCUCCCCAAAGCCAGCCUGGCCCAGGCCUUCGUGAGCUGGGGAGUGGGGAGACCGAGAUGACGGAGGGCACAAGGACUUGGAUGCUCCUGGGAUGAGUGUGAACCCAGGGUAAUGUGAUCCCCUACGCGCUGCAGUGACCACUGUGUCCCUGGCAGGGACCUCAGCGCUGUCAGUAGGGACCCAGUUAGCACCUGGUUUGCUUGGAGCCCCUGCGAGGAGCGAACGAGCGAGCAUCAGGUAACCACACGCUCACACACACACUACCCUUCUCAUACACACGUGCACACACUCCACGCAGCUUUUACACUGCUGGGCUUCCGGAGAGCUGGUCCAAGUGGUGGCUUUUCGUUUAUUUAAGUGCAAACCUGCAUGUCUUGAUAGUCCUGCCCUGAGAGUUUAGGAACCUUCUGGACAAGUAGGAAGCUGUGACUCUGGGCCCGAUUCCCCUCUGAUCCCAUAGAGGACUCCUGGCUGGCAUGAUCAGUUUUUAGGCAUCAUUUAUGCAUUGAAAUGAGUGUGCCCCUUCCGCCCUGCACGUGUUCUUAUUUUGGUAGCCAAAGCUACAGACGUCAAGAACCAGCGGCAAAGCCAGAGGCAGGCAUGUCUUGUGCUUAAAAUUGUGUUCAAGGUGGGAGGGGGAUGGGAAAGGGACGUUUGCUUGGUUUGGUGAAACAUGCCUGACUCCGCGUGUCUAGGAUGAUUCUGCCCUCCCUGUUCUGAUGAAAAGCCCUGCGGUGCCUGCCCCUCACCUGGCCCGGAGCUGUCUGGUUUGGGCUAGCCUCCUGGAACGUUCUGGCCCAGUGUGGUCCUGUCCCUGGGGCCUCUGCUGUCUGAGGCUGAGCCAAAGUCUAGAGCCACUGUCUACUGAUAAUCAGUUUGCAGUGCCCAGAAGCACUUCCGGAAGCCUAAGUCGGCAGGAAGCUGGGGUCCUGUUGACACGGCCCCAGGUGCCUCUUGGCACUGCAGACAGCCCCACGCGUUGCGUCCUCUGAGCUGGGACGAGGAGUCUGGCUUCCCAAGGAAACAGCUGGAAUCGUAGCAGACCCACAGGUUGCAGGAUACAUGGCUCGUGUGCUGGUGUCCGUGGCUAUUUGACAAACCUCGUUGUGCGGGAGACGUGUCCAGCCGCCCUUCAGAUCCAUUGCCAUGCGCGCCUCUACCCCGACAGGCCCCUUCCCCGGCGCCAGGACUAGGUGUCCGCAAGGCGGGCGUGGGGCUCUGACGAGACGCCUCUGCUUAGAGCCACGGGGCUGUCAGGGUCGACGGCCCCACCCCAGCCCUGGAGGAUUGUUGCAUCCGCGGCCUGUUGCCGCCUAGCGUCCUAGGGAACAGGCGCUGGGGACGGCUCAGGGCGGCGCUGGCAGCUCCCCAGGGGACGCCGGGAGCCAGCUGAGGGCCCAAGGCAUCGCAGAGGAAGAAAAAGGAGGCAGCACUCGUGUGGUCAGUGAGCCGGCUCCCCGCCACGGGCAAGGUAGAGGAGUCCUAGUCACGGUGGCAGCUAGACGAGGAGUGAUGUGGCCUGCAUGUCACUGGCUGGAGCUAUGGAGCUUGUCUACUAGGAGCCCUGAGGUGGGGUGUGCCCCCCCAGCCCCCGGCUGUCCGCUUGAGCUUGCCAGGGAGGCUUCCAUGGUGGUGGAAACCCCGCACUCCCUCGCUCUGACGUACAGUCACUGCUGUCUGCCAAUCCGUUUUCUCAGGGGCGGUGAUUGGAGAGACCCCUUUGGCUCUCCCUUAGAAGCCCGCAGGCCAGCACCCGGACCUCCUAGUGACUGGACAGGCCGGGAAGGUCACUGCGCCACCCGUGCGCACAGCUCUCAUUCCAGGCGUGGGGGGCAGGCACGGAUGCCUGCAGAAGCCCAGGCUCUUGUCACGGUGUCUGUCUGGCAGUAGCCUUGACCACCCUGGGCCUGUCCCAGAUGAUGGGGAAGAUGCAGCGAACUAGAAGGGCCAAUUGAGAAUAUCUGAUCUAUAGCCACUCACCUGGGGGGCGGAGGCUCGCUGUUGGUAACUCUGAGCACAGUAGGAAGGAAGCAGGACAGCUUGGGGGGGGGCACCCUCCUGGCAUGGGACCCAGAGAACAGUGCCAGGCCUGCUGCCUCGGACGCUUAUCUGAGGAAGAAGUGGAGACUGAUCUCAGAAUCCCCUGUACUUUUUUGUGCUCGUGUUUAAAUGUGAAUUGUAAAACGGUCUUGUGUUUGCAUUAAAUGAAAUGGAACCUAA
Molecule: messenger RNA, 3048 nt
Organism: Ailuropoda melanoleuca (giant panda)
Lineage: Eukaryota; Metazoa; Chordata; Mammalia; Carnivora; Ursidae
Gene: CD99L2
Product: CD99 molecule like 2
Exons: 10
Coding region: 1-600 (199 amino acids)
Source: RefSeq, a predicted model, not a curated record